GCGGCGCGGCCGCGGCUCAGCAUGGACGUGACGGUGUCGCAGCUCGUCGAGCUGUUCCUGCAGAGCCCGCUGGUGACCUGGGUGAAAACUUUUGGCCCAUUUGGAAGCGGCCACCAGGACAACUUGACUCUGUACAUGGAUUUAGUGGACGGCAUCUUUCUGAACCAAAUCAUGUUGCAAAUAGACCCCAGACCCAGCAACCAGCGCAUCAACAAGCAUGUCAACAAUGAUGUAAACUUGCGCAUCCAGAACCUGAGUAUCCUGGUGAGAAACAUCAAGACCUACUACCAGGAAGUUCUCCAGCAGCUGAUCGUAAUGAAUUUACCCAAUGUUUUGAUGAUUGGCAAAGACCCGCUGUCUGGGAAGAGCAUGGAGGAGAUUAAGAAGGUGUUGCUGCUGGUACUGGGCUGUGCUGUUCAGUGUGAGAGGAAAGAGGAGUUCAUUGAGAGAAUCAAACAGCUGGACAUUGAGACCCAGGCUGGCAUCGUGGCUCACAUCCAGGAGGUGACCCACAACCAGGAGAAUGUGUUUGACCUGCAGUGGCUGGAGUUGCCGGAUGUGGCCCCAGAGGAGCUGGAGGCCCUCUCCAGAAACAUGGUGUUCCACCUCCGCAGACUCAUCGAUGAACGUGACGAGUGCACCGAGCUGAUUGUGGACCUGACACAAGAGAGAGACUACCUGCAGGCGCAGCACCCUCCCAGCCCCGGCAAGUUCUCCAGCCCAGACUCCACACCAAGCCCCACCAGCAGCCUGUCCAGCGAGGACAAGCAGCACCUGGCCGUGGAGCUGGCUGACACCAAGGCCAGGCUGCGGCGCGUCAGGCAGGAGCUGGAGGAGAAGACGGAGCAGCUUUCGGACACCAGGCAUGAGGUGGAUCAGCUGGUCCUGGAGCUUCAGAAAGCCAAGCAAGAUAACAUUCAGCUGGCGGCUGAUGCCCGGUCAGCCCGUGCCUAUCGGGAUGAGCUGGACUCCCUGAGGGAGAAGGCAAACCGCGUGGAGAGGCUGGAGAUGGAGCUGGUCCGCUGCAAGGAGAAGCUGCAUGAUGUGGACUUCUACAAGGCUCGCAUGGAGGAGCUGAGAGAAGACAACAUCAUCUUAAUCGAGACCAAGGCCAUGUUGGAGGAGCAAUUGACUGCCGCCCGGGCUCGCGGUGAUAAAGUCCAUGAACUGGAGAAAGAGAACCUGCAGCUGAAAUCUAAACUCCACGACUUGGAAUUGGAUCGGGACACAGACAAGAAACGAAUUGAGGAGCUGCUGGAAGAAAACAUGGUUCUGGAGAUCGCACAGAAGCAGAGUAUGAACGAGUCGGCCCACCUGGGCUGGGAGCUGGAACAGCUGUCCAAGAAUGCGGACUUGUCCGACGCCUCCAGGAAGUCCUUCGUGUUUGAGCUUAACGAGUGCGCGUCCAGCCGCAUCCUGAAACUGGAGAAGGAGAACCAGAGCCUCCAGAGCACCAUCCAGGGUCUGCGCGACGCGUCGCUGGCGCUGGAGGAGAGCAGCCUCAAGUGCGGGGAGCUGGAGAAGGAGAAUCAGCAACUUAGCAAGAAGAUUGAAAAGUUACAGACACAGCUGGAGAGAGAAAAGCAGAGUAACCAAGACCUGGAGACUCUCAGCGAGGAGCUUAUCCGAGAGAAGGAACAGCUGCAGAGUGACAUGGAAGCCCUGAGGGCAGACAAGGCCAGGCAGAUAAAGGAUCUGGAGCAGGAGAAGGGCCACCUCCACCAGGCUGUGUGGUCACUGCGGGAGAGGCCGCAGGUCAACAGUGGGAAGGAUGUGGAGAAGGAGAACAGAGCCCUCCACCAGGCUGUGACCGAGGCGGGCAGCAAGCUCAGCCAGCUGGAGCUGGAGAAGCAGCAGCUACACAGGGACUUGGAGGAGGCCAAGGAGAAAGGGGAGCGGGCAGAGACGCUGGAGAAGGAGCUGCACCGGCUAGAGAAGGAGAACGAGCAGCUGGCCAAGAAGGUGACCUCCCUGAAGACAGUCACUGAGAAGUUCGAGGCCCUGGAGCAUGAGAGCCAGGGUCUGGAGCUGGAGAACCGGACGCUGAGAAAGUCUCUGGACACGCUGCAGAACGUGUCUGUGCAGCUCGAAGGCCUAGAGAGGGACAACAGGCAGCUAGACCAGGAGAACCUGGAGCUGCGCAAGAUGGUGGAAGCUAUGCGCUUCACCAGCGCCAAGAUGGCGCAGAUUGAGGCCGAGAACCAGCAGUUGGAGCAGGAGAAGGAAGAGCUGCGCAGGAGCGUGGAGCUGCUGAAGGCCUUAAGCAAGAAGUCGGAGCGCCUGGAGCUUAGCUACCAGAGUGUGAGUGCUGAGAACCUGAGGCUGCAGCACAGCCUGGAGAGCAGCAGCCACAAGUCUCAGGCCCUGGAGAGGGAGCUGGGUGAGCUGGAGGCCGAGCGCCAGGCCCUGAAGCGGGACCUGGAGGCUCUGCGGCUAACCAACAAGCAGCUCGAGGGGGCCGAGAAAGACAGGAAGGCCCUGGAGCAGGAGGUGGCCCAGCUGGAGAAGGACAAGAAGCUGUUGGAGAAGGAGGCCAGACGCCUGUGGCAGCAAGUGGAGCUCAAGGACGCUGUCCUGGAUGACAGCGCUGCCAAGCUGUCGGCCGCCGAGAAGGAGAGCCGCGCGCUGGACAAGGAGCUGGCCCGCUGCCGGGAUGCGGCAAGCAAACUGAAGGAGCUGGAGGUGGACAACAGGGACCUCACCAAGCAGGUCACCGUGCACACGAGGACACUGACCACCCUGAGAGAGGACCUGGUGCAGGAGAAGUUGAAGAGCCAGCAGCUGAGCAGCGAGCUGGACAAACUGAGCCAGGAGCUGGAGAAAGUUGGCCUCAGCAAGGAGCUGCUGCUGCAGGAGGACAACAGUCACGGAGACAUAAAGUGCAAGAUUUUGGAAGGCAAAAAUGAAUCGGCAUUGAAAACAGCACUGGCCAUGAAAGAGGAAAAGAUUGUGUUUUUGGAGGCACAGGUGGAAGAGAAAGAGAGCUUGAAUCACCAACUACAGGCUGAGCUGCGGAUGGUAAAGGAAGAGCAAGAGCAGCUCAGGCAGACCCAGGAGGAUGGAACGAAGGCGCAGAGCCUGCUGAAGCACCCGGCAGGCAAGGUGGUCACCAGUCACCAAGAGAAGGAGGGCUGGGGGCCUAGCCACAAGGAGGCCACCAUGGAGCUUCUCCGUGUGAAGGACCGGGCCAUUGAGCUGGAACGCAGUAACGCAGCUCUGCAGGCUGAGAAGCAGCUACUGAAGGAGCAGCUUCAGCACCUGGAGACACAGAAUGUGGCCUUCAGCAGCCAGAUCUUGACCCUACAGAAGCAGAGUGCCUUCCUGCAGGAGCACACCACCGCGCUGCAGACCCAGACUGCAAAGCUGCAGGUGGAGAAUUCCACACUGAGCUCCCAGAAUGCAGCACUCGGAGCGCAGUACACAGUGCUACAGAGCCAGCAGACGGCCAAGGAGGCGGAACACGAGGGUCUGCAGCAGCAGCGGGAGCAGCUGGCAGCUGCCUAUGAAGCCUUGCUCCAGGACCAUGAACAUCUGGGUGCCCUGUACGAUCACCAGUCCUCAGAGUACGAGGCCCUUAUCCGCCAGCACAGCUGCCUGAAGACGCUGCACCGGAACCUGGAGCAGGAGCACAGGGAGCUUGGGGAAAGGCACGGCGACUUGCAGAAGCGCAAAGCAGAGCUGGAGGAGCUAGAGAAAGAGCUGAGCACUGAGCGGGAGGCGCUGCAGCGGGAGCAGAGGACCAGCGCCAUCGCCACAAGCGAGAACCAGAGGCUGCGAGGAGAGCUGGACAGGGUCAGCUUCCUGCACCACCAGCUGAAAGGGGAGUACGAAGAGCUGCACGCCCACACCAAGGAGCUGAAAACCUCACUGAACAACUCCCAGCUGGAGCUGAACCGCUGGCAGGCACGCUUCGACGAGCUUAAGGAGCAGCACCAGAGCCUGGAUAUCUCUCUGACCAAGCUGGACAACCACUGUGAGCUGCUCUCCCGUCUCAAGGGGAACCUAGAGGAGGAGAAUCAUCACCUGCUGAGCCAGAUCCAGCUGCUGAACCGGCAGAACCAGAUACUCCUGGAACAGAACAUGGAGAACCAGGAGCAGUACCACGAGGAACAGAAGCAGUACAUAGACAAGUUAAAUGUUUUAAGGAGACACAAGGAAAAACUGGAAGAAAAGAUAAUGGAUCAGUACAAGUUCUAUGACCCUGCUCCAAAGAAGAAGAACCACUGGAUCGGAGCCAAAGCCCUAGUCAGACUUAUCAAGCCAAAGAAAGAAGGUUCCAGAGAACGGUUGAAAUCCACUACAGAUAGCCCCGCCUGCCAGCUGGAGCCCUCAGACCCUGCCUCGCCACCUGCAUCUCAGGGUCUCCGAGCACAGACGGAGAACUCUGACAACCCGCCACCCGGCUCCAGCUGUGCAGAAGAACGCGACACCCACAACGGGCCCCUGGGGAAAGGCUCCGGGGAUCUAAAAUCAAAGCGAGGGUCCCCACGAGGAGGCAGUGUUGACCACACAGACACCUCCGCUGACCCAGCUGUGAAGUCCUGGCCCUCGGAGCCUGGCUCCCGGACUUUUUCAACCUCAGCCAUCAUGGCAGCCCCUUCCAGCUCCACUCCUGUCCCCAAGCACCUAGGCCGCACCAAAGGUUGCAAUUCUGAGGACAACCUCUGCGAGCUACCCGCAGAGCCGGAGGGCCUCCACCACAGGCAGCAGGCAUCUCGGCCAAACAGCUUGGAGAGCAGUAGGAACACAUCCAGCAGCAGCUCACCCCUGAGCCUCAAAGGUUCCUCUGACCAUCUGCACAGCCGCUGUGAGAGCUUCAGCAGCGCAGACCUGAUCCCCAGCAGGGACCUCACCACACUGUCUCGAGAUGCCAGCACCCCAGGGCGUGGCGUUCUCGGCCGCCAUGAGUACCCUCCACCCCGGAAUGGGCCUGUCCUCCAGGAGAGUAUGCAGAAGAGGGGUGCUCCAGCCCACACUGGGGUGCGGCCCCGCUCGGCCUCUCCCAGCAGUGAGAUGGUCACCUUGGAGGAAUUUUUAGAGGAGAGUAACCGCAGCUCUCCCGCCCACGACACUUCCAGCUGCCGGGAUGACCUGCUCAGUGACUACUUCCGAAAGGCUCAUGAUCCCCCAGCCGUGGGAGGCCAGCCGGGACCACCAGCUAGGAAAGAUGGAGCCAAGAUGCCCACCAGCUUUGUGGCUCCCACCAUCAAGAUUCCAGUCACCACCUCCGAGGGGCAGCAGCUGAAGCCAGGGCAUUUUGUGAAGCCCAGCUUGAGACCAUCUGAAGCUGAGGCCCUGGCUGGGAUCCCUUCCAGACAGGUCCAGCCUCCCCAGAGCCUGUCUCUGGGUAGACCCAGGCAAGCCACAAUGCCCCCGACUUGUCACGUGCCUGUCAGCCGAAGUGCAUCUCUGAGCAGAACUUUCAGCCUGGCUUCAGCUGACCUCCUCCGGGCCAGUGGGCCCGAAGCCUGCAGGCCAGGCUCUCCCCAGAAUCCUCGAUGUGCUGAGGCUGCAGGAGCCAGAGAGACAGGCAGCCACAGCCUGAAAGGCUCCCACAGCCUAGCCCGGGAGCGGACUCCACUGGUGGGAAAAGCUGACAGCUCCUCUCCAGGCCCGGGCCCCCGAGGCCGGCCACUGGACACGAGACGCUUCUCUCUGGCCCCACCAAAGGAAGAGAGGUUGGCGCCCCUGCAGCAGUCCGCCACAGCGCCAGCCCUUGCCACUGGAUGCGGCAGUGACAGCAACGCUCAGAUCCAGCACUGUUCUCCCGCUGUGGCUCCAUCGGUCAGGACGAAACCCAAAGUGCCACCACACUCAGGGGAGGUAGCGACUGUCACGCCUGUGCGACCAGGGCUCGGCACCUCAGAGGGAGGUGGGACUCCGGGGCAUGGCCACAGUGAGGGGCGUCUGACCAAAAGCCCUGGCAGGUCUCCUGACGUGGCUCCCCAUAGGAGCAGGGGCCCUGAGGACCUCACUCGAGGGAGCAGCUCGGAGAGCAUGCCAGCAUCCCCAGAGCCAGGCGGGGACCCGCAGACAGUGUGGUAUGAGUACGGCUGCGUGUGACGUGGGUUCGAGGAUCUGCAGCGUGCAAGCCCUAGACUGCUGGUGCGCCUUCUGAUUACGACAGCCUUUUCUCCUGUUUGCCCCUGGUGCCAGGAAAGGGUGGAGAAUGAGGCGUGGGGUUCCCACGCAGUCAACCCGUUGGUUGAUGGAAACACUGUGCCAAGCCCGGGUUACUCUCCUGGGCCUAUAACUUAUCUUCUGUAGCUACAGCUUCCAGCAGCUGGUGUCUUGUGCACAAAUCUGUUUCACACAGGGGCUGCUUAGGAUUCAGUGGCAAAACUGAUUUACCCAGAAACAGACACUACUGAGUAGGAAUACUCAUCUGCAACCUAUUGACCUCCUUUGAAGAGCUCGUGCGCGUGCGCGUGUCCCAGGCUCAUAAACCUAAGCCCUGAUGGGUCUGGCAACGCUACUCCUGCCUAAAAGCCAUGGGUCAUAGGAAAAGCUUAGCCUGGAGCAGGGCUGGCCGUUAAACCCAGGACGGUUGCCAUCCGGUUCCUGGGGUCCCAGCGCUUCCCUUUCCAACAGGACCAAGCUUCAGGGUUAGCCACGGGGUCUGGGCCAUUUGUAGCUAGCUCCUGGGCUCUGCUUAGGGGAGGCUUUGAUGCUUCCCAGGCUCACUUUAAUAGAAACACUGGAUCUGCCAGGCCUAGGGUGCGGCAAAGAGCUGCCCUCUCGAGUCGAGUCCCGGCGAGGGACAGUCCGGCAGGCGGGGUUAGUGCACAGAAGGAAGGCCCAGGCCGCACUUGCUCUGUAGUGUGGCUGGUGCCUCCCCCCCCACCCCGCCUUCCUCGGCACAGAGGGAAUGUUACUAUUUCUGAAUAACUUUUUGGGGGUAGGAACCAAAUUCCUUUAAUAUAUAUGUACACACUUGAAGAUCUAUAUUAUAUACUUUCGGGACCUAUUUAUGCUCCGCUGGAAGGUAUUCUUCAGGGGUCUGACCUGCUGUUUGCGUAUUUGGUCCAAUGCCUGACACGUUUCGUUUCCUAUUGUAAUGGUGCUUUUCCUGGGAUGGAUUAAACGAUUUUUUUUUUUUUCUGUUUUGAUGUAAUGUGCUGAAAAAGAAACAGGGGAGACCUCAGAAUGUUAACAAGAUCCACGGUAAGGGUGUUUGGGUUGUGUGUUAAUAGCCAUUCGUUCUAGAAGAUGGGGAUAAUAAAAUGGAAAGGAACCUGA
Messenger RNA from Psammomys obesus (fat sand rat), 7239 nucleotides. RefSeq names its product coiled-coil domain containing 88C (gene Ccdc88c). Gene Ontology annotation, molecular function: microtubule binding; dynein light intermediate chain binding. The coding region runs from base 22 to 6063 and encodes 2013 amino acids. Lineage: Eukaryota; Metazoa; Chordata; Mammalia; Rodentia; Muridae. The transcript is spliced from 30 exons. The record is from RefSeq and is a predicted model, not a curated record. Gene Ontology annotation, cellular component: cytoplasm; centrosome. Gene Ontology annotation, biological process: cytoplasmic microtubule organization; cytoskeleton-dependent intracellular transport.